Quercus lobata is the source of this 1737-nucleotide messenger RNA. RefSeq names its product protein CHROMOSOME TRANSMISSION FIDELITY 7-like. Gene Ontology annotation, cellular component: chromatin; nucleus. The record is from RefSeq and is a predicted model, not a curated record. Bases 395 to 1492 code for a protein of 365 amino acids. Lineage: Eukaryota; Viridiplantae; Streptophyta; Magnoliopsida; Fagales; Fagaceae. Gene Ontology annotation, molecular function: protein-lysine-acetyltransferase activity. Gene Ontology annotation, biological process: mitotic sister chromatid cohesion. The transcript is spliced from 6 exons.
UAAUGCGUAUCUUCGGUUCCCACCCGAGUUUCUGGAGUACCGAUCGAUCAAGUCUACAAUAAUGUUUCGCCGAUCUUCUUUAUUUAUUUACUAUUGGUUUUUGACCGAUGGUCUUCUUUGAUUUGAUUUGCUUUGCUUAAUUUUCUGCUUUCAUGGCCCUAACAACCCAUUUUGAUGAUAUACGUAAAUCAUUUUACACAUUCAAUUUACCUUCAAACCAUUUCCACUCUCCUCACUCACUCUCGUGCUUGCAAGUUGCCGGUGGUGGCUGGGUUUACGGUGGUGAUUGUGGUUGUUGGGUUUUCUGAAAAUAGGUUUUACAUGCAAUACCAAACACUGAAAAUUAUUUUCCGGCAAAUUUAGGCAAGAAAACCAGACACAUUGCCAUACAACAAUGCAAGCUAAGAUCACUACUUUCUUCAAAAACCCAAUUUCUACUUCUAUAGCACCCAAGUCUCCAGACCCACCUCCCAUUUUUGACGAACUCACCAUCUGGGAGAACAAACAGCACCAAUUCUUCAAUACCUACUCACGCAGAGCUCAAAACCCAGAUAGUAACAAAGGGUCAAUCGGUGACAUACUAGUGAAGAAACCCAAUUCAGAUAAUUUGCGUUCAAUAGCGAAAUCGAAGAGUUCUGAAAGAGCAAUUAAGACGAACAAGAAGAGAACUUAUGCACAGUUGCAUUUGGAUUUGGGUCAGUCUGAUUUUAAUUUACACACAUGUUCAACAUGUGGGGUCAAGUAUGCUCCUGGAGAGGAAGAGGAUGAGAAGGCUCACAAGGGAUUUCAUAGAGACUAUACCCUUGGGAUUCCAUUCAAGGGUUGGUGCAGUGAAAGGGUUGUCCCUAUGCCUUCAAUUGAAGGUGGUCGAAUCGUUUUGGUGUUAGAUUGUGAUCCUGUUGCACAUAGGAGCAAGGUGGAGGAAGUGGUAAAAAUGAUGGAGAUUGAUCUUGGAAGUGGAUGGAUUUUCCAUAAGAGUUGUAAGGUGUAUCUGUUUAUUUCCUCCCAAAGGAUUGUAGGUUGCCUACUUGCAGAACCAAUAAAACAAGCAUUCAAAGUUUGCUCAUGCUCAUCGAAUGGGGGAUCUGAGGGCACUUCUGCCAAGGAAGUGGCAAGACAAAGUUCAACCUCCCUCCAAUUUGGGGAUAUCAGUUUUAAAAGGGAAGUCAAGAAAAGAACCCGUUCUGUUAAUAGUUCUGAGGUUUUGGAUGGGAAUCUCAAUGGAGCAAUCAUUUGUGAAAACGAAGGGGUACCAGCUGUCUGUGGCAUUAGAGCUAUUUGGGUCACUCCCUCUAACAGAAGAAAGCACAUAGCUAGCCAAUUACUGGAUGCUGUGAGGAUGAGUUUCUGCAUGGGUUCUGUUCUUGAACUCCCUCAACUGGCACUCUCUCAGCCAACCUCAGCUGGAAAGGCACUGGCAUCCAAUUAUUUUAGCACUGGAUCUUUCUUGGUGUACAAAACCUACAGUCUAAACUCACAGAUGGUUAAUUAAAAAUUUCUAGACUAAGCAUCUCCUGAUGAAGUUGUUUACUUCAAUGGAAGCUUUGCAAAACCUUUUUUUGCUUUUGCAUUAAUUUUUAGGGAAACUAUUGCUAAUAUUGAUGGAAGUAUUUACCACCUCUGUUCAGCUGAGUCAUGCAGAUGCAUAUCUGCUGUGUUAUUAAUUGUUUGUAUCAUAAGACUAAAUUAGACAAUCAGUGGGACUAAUUUUGCAUGUAUAAAGUUCUAUAAUUUCCA